AUGUCUAAUCGUUCCUCUUCUUUUGCAAGACAAUUACCAAUUGGAGCGAAAUGCUUUGUUACGAUGUCAAGCUCAGCCUUCAUCCCAUUCUGGUUGUGCGACAGACCUCGAGAUACAUUCCUAUCCUACGUCCCAAAAGAUGAUCUCCUUUCCCUUCGUCUGGCCUGCUAUGACUUCAGCGUACGUGCUGCACCACACCUUUUCAAAGAGAUCGCUGUCACCUUUCGGGAGAAGAUCUUCACCAAGCCAGUGCGCAUGGCAGCAUUGAGCCGGAUAGGCCAACAUGUUCAGACCCUGAAGUUCACCAUCCCUCACAGCGGCAAGACGUUCCUCCCUCCUUUAGUGGAUACCAGCGGUAUCGAAGUUGCUUUCAUCUACGAACCUUAUAUCGGUUCUGCUAAAGACCCUGUCACCCGCCACAGCAUACCCACCUACGGGAGCUGGGAGAUGAAUGAUCUGCUCGUCAAGCAGUAUCCGCCCUUGUUUCAUGACGCUGCCAAAGUUCCGGCUUUCAUUCAAGCCUUCUCAGCGAUGCCAAACCUGAGACAUCUGGAAAUUUCGUGUCCAGGGCAGCCGUCGGAAGAGCGACAGCGUCGCAGUGUCGUUGACUACGCCUUGAUCUCGCUGCGUAUUGCCGUCGAGCGAAGCAACCUUUCACGUCUUCGUACCCUUUCUCUCUCGCCAAUUCAUCCAGGCGCUGUGCAAUAUCUCAAUCCAUCGUUGGGGUUUGGUGUAACUCCACGCUCCACCAAAUGCUGGAGGCAGAUCCGCCAGCUCGAUAUACACAUGGACACUAUUGAGUCGGGAUCCCCAGUAGAUCAUUUGAAGUUUCUACACUCAUAUCUCCAGAAUUUCGCUCCAUUUCUCACGGAAUUCAAUUUCCGCUGGCAAGGAGCGUCCGGAACCAAAGGUCCGAGCCCUGUAUCGCUUGCCACUGAGAGUUGCGUACAAGCAACCAGUUGCAGCCAUGAGUGUCAUGAGAGAUGUGGACUCCCACUCCCCUGUCUGCGCUUUGAAAAGCUUCGCGACACAGAAAUAAUGAACAUCUUGUCCGAUUCUCCUCAAAUAAAAGGAUUUAUUCGCAAACAUCGGCGCACGUUAGAAUCGCUCAAGUUGAACGGCGUCGAAUUCCGCCUCGGUGACUGGGACGACGCACUCUCUCCACUCACAGAGAUUAGCGGUAGUGAGAAGUGGAAGGAGACUGCAGAAGAGGUCAUGGAUGUGCCGCUGAUGCUGAGUCCCGCAAUUUUUGAGCAAGAGCAACGCAUCAGAGACUGGAAAGAUCAUGUAAAAAGCAGGACUAGCAGCUCAAAGCCAUUACAAGGGGCAUUGCAUAGAGCGAGUGCAAAGGGAAAGGAGCUCUUGUUCGGGACAGAGGAACAUAUGCGCAGGUUGCUGAGCGGCUCUAUCUUGAGCUGGCUGUGA
This is a messenger RNA of Letharia columbiana, 1425 nucleotides long. RefSeq lists its product as uncharacterized. The transcript has a single exon. The record is from RefSeq and is a predicted model, not a curated record. NCBI's taxonomy places the organism in Eukaryota, Fungi, Ascomycota, Lecanoromycetes, Lecanorales, Parmeliaceae. The coding region runs from base 1 to 1425 and encodes 474 amino acids.